AUGGCGCCGAUCCCAAUUACCAUCAUCACCGGGUUUUUGGGUUCGGGGAAGACCACCCUGAUCCUGAACCUGAUCCCGCAAUUGCGCGAGACAAAUCCGGACUACAAGCUCGCGCUCCUCAAGAAUGAGUUUGGCGACUUGGCAGUAGACUCACAACUCGCCUCGUCGAGCGCCAUCUCGGGCGUGCAGGAGAUGCUCAAUGGCUGCAUCUGCUGCAAUCUCGUGGGCCAGCUUGGUGAGGCGUUGCACGAGCUGCAGGCGUCGGUGAAGCCGGACCGCAUCGUGGUCGAGACCUCUGGCUCCGCAUUCCCAGCCACCCUGGCACUGGAGGUCAACCGGCUGGCACGCAAGACGGGAGAUUACAUUCUUGACGGCGUCGUCAGCGUCAUCGACGUGGAGAACUGGCAGGGGUACGAGGACACCAGCUACACGGCCCGCCUGCAGGCCCGGUACACUGAUCUCAUCGUCUUCAACAAGUGGGAGAGCUGCGAUGAGCGCCGGUUUGACGAGUGUCUGGACCGUGUAGGCGACCUCGAGGUCGAUACGGCCUGGGUCAAGAGCCGCAAAGGCUGGGUGUCUAUGGACUUGGUCUUUGGCAUCGACGGCGGGCUUGCACAAGAUCUGACAGACGAGCACCAUGAUCACGGCCACGGCCAUGAUGCAGAACAUAAGCACGAUCACCAGUCUGAAGUGGAAGUCCUCUCUGUGACCCUACAAGGACCCAAAAAAUCAGCCCUUAAUUCGGAGAAGCUCUUGUCUCUCCUCAAGGCUGCCUCCAAGGAGGAGGUCUACCGGAUAAAAGCCGUUUUGACGGCCUCAUCAACGGUCAGGAACUCCGAUGAAGAUGUGGAUAUCCCAACUCCUCCCCACCCCCAGGCAAGAUACAUCCUCAAUUGGGCCUUCGGGCGAUGGACCUUCACCCCCGUCGCCGAGGGAGCACAGGAGCACGAAUCGAGCGACCAGGUUCCACUGCGCCUGACCAUGAUCCUGGCGAGAUACGAGAGCACCAAGUGGAAGAAGAGACUAGAGAGCAACGGCUACCUGGAACUAGACGGCGACGACAAAGGCCAACUCACCGUUACGAAAAUAGCAUGA
Thyridium curvatum is the source of this 1095-nucleotide messenger RNA. RefSeq lists its product as uncharacterized. The record is from RefSeq and is a predicted model, not a curated record. Lineage: Eukaryota; Fungi; Ascomycota; Sordariomycetes; Thyridiales; Thyridiaceae. The transcript has a single exon. Gene Ontology annotation, cellular component: cytoplasm. The coding region runs from base 1 to 1095 and encodes 364 amino acids.